CAGUUAAUUUCAUCCUAUGAUCAAACCGUUGUUAAGGUUCCAAGAACAGAGGAUGAUUUUGCUUUUGGAGCCAUGCUAAGGGUGGUCUAACAAUGGCACACAAAACCCUCUUCAGACCAACUUUCAUUCUCACACUCCACAAAAUGCCCAUUCCAGUUUCAUACCGCUCAUUUCGCCCCUCUCAACAACUCUUUUCCUUCCUCAACACCCUCCGAAUCCCACUUCCUGCAACAGCAAGAACAACCAGCAACACUCACACCCACUUAUGGUGCUCUAAUUUCAGCACCAAUACGGCAAUUGAGGGUUCAGAAAAAUGUUACCUUUACCUCACGGACGAGGAUUUGAUGCGGCAGUGCGAGAUGGAUACCUUCAAGGCCUCAGGACCUGGUGGUCAACACCGUAACAAGCGCGAGUCCGCAGUGCGCCUCAAACACCUCCCCACAGGAAUCAUUGCUCAGGCUUCAGAAGACCGCUCCCAGCACAAGAACCGCGCUUCUGCGUUGAAUCGCCUUCGCUCUCUUAUUGCACUCAAAGUCAGGAAAACGGUGGAUCUUGAUCCUUAUUCACCGCCUCGAGAGCUUCUUCAGAUACUUCCUCCCAAAUCAUCCAUUAGAGGGUCAGAUUGUGGUCCACAAAUUGGACCUAAUAACCCAAAAUUUGCAUUGGGAAUGCAAGCUCUUUUGGAUCUCAUUUUUGCAGUUGAGGGGUCUGUCUCGGAAGCUGCAAAGUAUCUUGGGUUAUCCACUGGGGCACUGUCUCGGUUAAUCCUAUCUGAUGAAUCACUUAGAAAGGAAGUAAAUGAUCUGCGGGCAUCAAAGGGUAUGAAGCCUCUCAAGUAGAAGAAGCUCUCAAGUUUUCAUUCCUUAUGAAGUUUUUUUUUCCUGUUCAGACUUCUCAUAGAGAUAAGGGGUUCUUUUAUUCAGAAGACAAAUCUUUGAACCUGUACGAGAUAUUUUUCCAUCAAAAAGCUGAUGUUGGCGAUGAAAAUACUGAAGCUGGUGAGAAGAAAGGUGUCAUAUGGCUGAAUUUUCAGCUUGUAGAAAACUCAUUCUUUGAAACUCAAUGAGCACGUUGAAAAAGCUGGUGCUUUGAGGUGUGCUGAAGGGAACAUUGAGAUGACAGAAGAUGCAUUUCUCUGAAUAUCAGAACUUUUGAAACAAUAUAAAUUUCUUGAUAUUCUCACACUGCAUACGAGUUAUAGUCUCAGUUUAAUGACUAUAUUUUUUCGGUGGAAAUGUGAAAGCACUUUUACACUGUCAGCAGAAAAUUAUCAUUUUGAUGAUUUUUUAGAUAAUCAUUGGACCCUUUGAAACAUGGUCAUUGGAAAAAAAUCCAUGAUGAUUUGUGAUUAAAUACAAUGUGAAACUGUUUUAAAUUGUUUAUAUAUAAUUUAUUUUCUCUUUUAUUUUUCUCUCUAUCAGUCAUCAAAUUAAGUUGACAAGAUGAAACACAAAAUUUAGGUACUUGUAGCAUUUAUUUAAUGUAUAUAUUCUUUUUUUUUCUUGAUUUUUUUUGACUGGGUAUGUCUUUUAUUCUUUAUUUGUUUCUACAGAAACCAGUAUCAAAUUGUUCCUGGAAGUCAUGAUUCUAACAAUAUUUCUUCGAACACUCGAUGGCAUCCACUAACAAAAUGAAUAUAUAACAUUUUAUUGGAUAAGAAACGUACAUGUAAUCAUAUUCCUUUGGAUUUAUCUCUUCCAAUUUUACAAUAGUGUUGCUUUUCAAAGGAAGACUUGUGAACCCCACCUUGGUUUAAUUUCGAUACACUUUUUCAGUAAGAUAAAAUAAAAUGAAUUAAGA
Vigna umbellata (rice bean) is the source of this 1800-nucleotide messenger RNA. NCBI's taxonomy places the organism in Eukaryota, Viridiplantae, Streptophyta, Magnoliopsida, Fabales, Fabaceae. The record is from RefSeq and is a predicted model, not a curated record.